This is a messenger RNA of Alternaria arbusti, 816 nucleotides long. RefSeq lists its product as uncharacterized. The transcript is spliced from 2 exons. The coding region runs from base 1 to 816 and encodes 271 amino acids. Lineage: Eukaryota; Fungi; Ascomycota; Dothideomycetes; Pleosporales; Pleosporaceae. The record is from RefSeq and is a predicted model, not a curated record.
AUGGCGAGAACCAAGAAACGCGCGCGAGCGGAUCCCGAAUUGUCGCAGUCUCAGCCGCAGCUUCACACCAAGCGACAGAGGGGACCGAACGCCAUGGCAGCGCAAGCAAAAGAGGAGGCCGACGACACUACUGCGGCAGACGAUGUGCGAUAUAUGAGAACGCAGCCAAAGGCCCAAGCACCUAUCGAAAGCUCCCGAGCCAAGUCCUUCCCCAGUCAGACAUCCGAAAUCAUUGACUUGACGCUGAGCGACGAGCUCGACGAUGUGUUCCCCACAUAUUCGUCUAGGUCAAAAGCUCUCCAGGAUCAGGCCGAAGAGCAGCGCCACUCAAAGUACGCUCUACAGAACAAGAUGACCGGAAAACUUGGCGAGCGCCCUCUAGGUCAAUCCAGCGGCGGGCAGGGUACUGAAAUCGGCGAAGAACGAUGGGCCCUUCCUUUAAAGCCCCCACUCCCUGCAGAUCUUCUUGCCCAGCGCCAACAAAAGAAACAGGAGAGGAAGAGGCAGAGGAAGGAGGCGGCCAUUAACGUCAUAAACGCCCAACGCUCCUAUGCGCCGGUCAUGUUCACCCUUUCAGAGGCAGUAGCCUUUCUCUGGCAACCCCAGCUAGCGAUCACCUACGAUCUUCCGACUGGCGACUAUGUACCUUAUCCCGUUCAUAGGUCAUACCACUUGGGCGGUAUGGGUCGGUACGGAGAUACUCGUGUUGCUAUGCAUACAAGUCUGCCCUAUCGUCCUUCCGGCGCUGGUGGACGCGACCCUCGUGCGGAUGACCGUAGGUCAGACCGAACGGAGGCUCACGGUCGCUCCGCUUGA